This is a messenger RNA of Oxyura jamaicensis (ruddy duck), 2519 nucleotides long. Its product is annotated as cell division cycle-associated protein 4-like. The coding region runs from base 189 to 1274 and encodes 361 amino acids. The transcript is spliced from 4 exons. The record is from RefSeq and is a predicted model, not a curated record. NCBI's taxonomy places the organism in Eukaryota, Metazoa, Chordata, Aves, Anseriformes, Anatidae. Gene Ontology annotation, molecular function: transcription regulator activity. Gene Ontology annotation, cellular component: nucleus.
CAAUAAGAUGGCGGGCGGGCGGGGGGCGGGGCCAGGCGCCGCGCUGGGCUCCGCCCGCUCCCUCAAGCGCGGAGCUGUGGCUGAGGCGGGAGCUGGGCUUCCUGCGCUGGGAAGGCUGCGGCGGCGGCGGCACCGGCGGCGGGGUGGUGCUGCCCUAACUGUUACUGUAUGGACUCUUGCUCAGUAGCAUGGGAGAAGAGGAAGGACUACAUCAAGCACAACUACUGAGGUUAAGCAUGCCCGUAGAAACUCGGGAGGAGCGAGGAGAAACUGCCUCUCUGCUAGGUGAAAUACAGCCGUUGAGAUGUUCGCUUCUGUGCGAAGCAGUGGCUCCUGACUUCCAUCAAGUUUGGAACUUAAUGGGAACCAGGAUCUGGGAGCCUCUGCCUCUCUCAGAUGCCACUCUCCGAAGCCAUGACUCGUGGACCUGCUCACCCCUGGUUCCCGAAUAUCGUCUUUGGGAUCCAGUCCAUAUGUUCCUGGCCCCUGUUGUACCACACUGGCCAUUCUAUAACCUGGACACAAUGUUUGUGCGAGGAUUAAAGAGAAAAUGUUUUGAUGGCGAAGAAGAUAUUGAAGGAACUCUGGCUGGUAUUAAGGCUAUUCCUUCAUAUAAUCUUCAGCGACAGUCACUUUUAGAUAUGUCCUUGGUUAAACUUCAGCUGUGUCACAUGCUGGUUGAACCUAACCUUUGUCGUUCGGUACUUAUAGCCAACACGGUACGCCAGAUCCAAGAAGAAAUGACCCAAGAUGGGACGUGGCAGAUGAUAAAUACACAGAGUACAGGCCAGGCAUCUGUGGAUCGUCUUGUUUCAACAGAUAUCCUCUGUCGCUCAUCUAGGGAACAAGCUGAGGGAAAGCAUGUUCCAGGUUACAGUACUUUCAGUAAAGACUUUGAGGGCGACCAGGCACAAGAUAGUUCAGAAACUAUGUCAACAGCCUCUUCAGUGCAAGCUCCGAGAAAUCUGCAAAGUAAUGUGUGGGAAAUGGAGAAUCCACAGGAAAACAAAGGAAACUUUCAAAAAUCAUUAGAUCAAAUAUUUGAGACACUGGAGAACAAAACUCCUAAUUCGGUGGAAGACCUCUUUUCGGAAGUUGACAACUCUUAUUAUGAUCUUGAUACUAUGUUAACAGGCAUGAUGAGCAACACGAAAAUGGGACACUGUGAUGGGCUAGAAUCAUUUUCUUCUCCAACAACCACAAGUUCUAGCUCUAAUUGUAAAUCUGAUCUUAACGAGCUUGAUCAUAUUGUGGAAAUCCUCGUUGAAUCCUGAAACUCCUUGUGUAGGAGAGAAAAACCUGUUAAUGGAAAAAAGACUCAAGAAAGCUAUUUCCACAGUUUGUUCUAUCAAAUCUGCACGUGUAUUUUACAAAUAUCUAUAUAUUAUAUAGAUAUAUAUAUUAAAAAAGCACUUCAUAUUGCAAAAUAGUGUUAACUCUUAAAGUUAACCUGCAACUUGUAGUGUAAUAAUCCAAUUUCUUGUCCACUGAACUGUAAGUGCUUACGGUAAAUGGUUAAGUAUGGGGUCCAAGGCUUUCAAAAUUGGGUUCCAUUUACCAGUUUGCUUUAGCCUUUGAUGGAGGACAUGCUCAUUGACAGGAAACAUGAGAGAAUCACUCUUUCUUACCCUUCUCCCAAUGAAAAUGGUAAUAAAUGGAGAGAGAAGUUGGUCAGCUGUUUUCCUGUUCUCCUCCAGUUUCUACUUUGUUAUAGGACAUAAUUCCUACUAUAUCUGCUGCUUCUGAUCUAAGUUGCUACAUGGCUCUUAAAGAGCAGUAUGCAAUGGUUCUUGUUACUCUAGCUAGCUUAUUCUGGUUUUUGCUACAAUUUUUACUUUAAAAAUAGUUUUAAAGUGUUUAUUGGUGUUUAGAUUUUCCAGGUAUUUUCCUAAAAUAUAUUUUUACUACAGAUGUUAUGUCAGCUGCUAACUUAGCAACUUUUGAUCAUAACUGCAGUUGAUGUAUUUUUUGAAAGGUUUUCAAAAAGGGAUGCUUUUUUACUGUGAGCUACCCAAUGUAGUUCAGUAAAGUGUAUGUAAAUGUAAAUAUACGAUUUUAUACUUUACAUUAAAAUGUAAGAGCUGUUUUCAUGAAUCUGUUUUAUAGAGUAGUACUUCACUAAAUUGAGAAUUGUACAAUUAUGCUUUUUAUACCCCAUAUAUUUGAGUAUCAUUAGAGGAAGAUCCAACUAGAUACAAUUAAAUUUAAUUCAUUUCAGACCGUAUUUUUUGUUAACUGCAAACCUAAAUUACCUAGGUUUUUAUUUAUGUGUAUUUAUAUGUAAAUGUCAUCAAGUGAAUUGUUUAUCACUGAAGUCUACCAUCAAAUAUUUGUUUAUAUGGAAUAACUAUCUUGCACUAAUUACUACAAAAAGUGUUACUAGCGGCCUUUAAAUCUCAACUGGUAUGUCUUGAUGUCUUGUCAUAAUGAGUAUGCUCCACUCUUACCAAGGGUUUCCUCUUGCUUUUUUUUUUUUUUUUAAUAACAAAAGAUAAUACAACAUGGGAUGGUGUUCUUUU